Molecule: messenger RNA, 504 nt
Organism: Torulaspora delbrueckii
Lineage: Eukaryota; Fungi; Ascomycota; Saccharomycetes; Saccharomycetales; Saccharomycetaceae
Gene: TMA19
Product: Tma19p
Exons: 1
Coding region: 1-504 (167 amino acids)
Cellular component (GO): cytoplasm
Molecular function (GO): calcium ion binding
Source: RefSeq, a predicted model, not a curated record
AUGAAGAUUUACAAGGAUAUUUUCUCCAACGACGAAUUGUUGUCCGAUGCUUACGACUUGAAAGAAGUUGACGGUGUCAUCUACGAAGCCGACUGUGCUAUGGUCAAGGUCGGUGGUGACAACAUCGAUAUUGGUGCCAACCCAUCUGCCGAAGAUGGCGGUGACGAUGUCGAAGAUGGUUCCGAGGUUGUCAACAACGUGGUCCACUCUUUCCGUUUGCAACAAACUGCUUUCGACAAGAAGUCUUUCUUGGGUUACAUCAAGGGUUACAUGAAGGCUGUCAAGGCUAAAUUGCAAGAGAGCAACCCAGAUGCCAUCCCAACUUUCGAAAAGGGUGCCCAGGCUUACGUUAAGAAGGUCAUUGGUUCUUUCAAGGACUGGGAAUUCUUCACUGGUGAAUCCAUGGACCCAGAUGCCAUGGUUAUCAUGUUGAACUACCGUGAAGACGGUGUUACUCCAUUUGUUGCUAUCUGGAAGCACGGUGUUGAUGAGGAAAAGAUCUAA